This is a messenger RNA of Olea europaea var. sylvestris, 1126 nucleotides long. Its product is annotated as cytoplasmic 60S subunit biogenesis factor REI1 homolog 1-like. Gene Ontology annotation, biological process: ribosomal large subunit biogenesis. The transcript has 5 exons. Gene Ontology annotation, cellular component: preribosome, large subunit precursor. NCBI's taxonomy places the organism in Eukaryota, Viridiplantae, Streptophyta, Magnoliopsida, Lamiales, Oleaceae. The record is from RefSeq and is a predicted model, not a curated record. Gene Ontology annotation, molecular function: nucleic acid binding; zinc ion binding.
UCCUCUGUUAUCGAAAGAAGAUGCCGGGGUUAACAUGCAACGCCUGCAACAAGGAAUUCCAGGACGAGACCGACCAAAAGACCCAUUAUAAAUCCAAAUGGCAUCGCUACAACCUCAAACGCAAGGUUGCAGGUGUUCCAGUAGUAACUGAAGCACUUUUUCUUGCCAGACAAUCUUCUCUUGCAGAAAAGAAAAAGAAAGUAGAUGAAACCCCAAUGAUGUAUAGCUGUGGCCUUUGCAGCGAAGGAUACAGAAGUUCCAAAGCUCGUGAGGAAGUGUUGGAUCCCUCUUGUUGCUUCAUGUGUGAUUUAGAACAUAAUAAUUUGGAGAGCUGCAUGGUUCACAUGCACAAACAGCACGGCUUCUUCAUACCAGAUGUCGAGUAUCUGAUGGAUCCUCGCGGGCUUCUAACAUAUAUUGGCCUUAAGGUCAAGAGGGAUUUUAUGUGUCUGUAUUGUAACGACAGAUGUCAUUCUUUCGGUAGCUUAGAGGCAGUUCGGAAGCAUAUGGAGGCAAAAAGUCAUUGCAAAGUGCAUUAUGGGGAUGGUAGUGAAGAUGAAGAAGCAGAAUUGGAGGAAUUUUAUUAUUACAGUAGCAGCUAUGUGGAUGCAGAUGGGAAGCAGCUUAUUGCAGUCGAUGAUACGAGCAACACCAUUGAACUUGGUCGUGGCGGCUCUGAGCUCGUUAUAACCAGAAGAAAUGAUGGCAAAACAUGAACCAAAAUACUUGGAUCAAGGGAGUUUUUAAGAUACUACCGUCAGAACCCGCGUCCAACACCUGAAAAUGACGCUGCAAUCACCGCUGCACUAAACUCAAGGAUUAGGAGCAUGGAUCUGGCAACUGAAAAGUCAAGACCAAAUGUGGUUAGAUUGGAAGUAAUGAAGGCAAUGAAUAAAUAUGGGGUCGAGGCUAUGCGUUCUAAGAUUGGUAUGAAGAGUAACGUUAUCCGCAACCUCCCCAAGAAUAGACCAUAUUAGUCUUGUCAGCAACUUUUGGUAUUUGAAUUUGUAUUUUAUUUAUUUUUUUAUUUUUUGUGUGGCCAUCUUUAGUUUUUGAUAGUGGAUAAGUUUUAAAAAUUACUGAGAUAAAAUUUUUGAUAUUAAGGAUCUGCAUAUUUCUGCACUCA